AUGGUUAACUUCAACUUGCUAUCAUUUUUACUCUAUACUCUCAGUUAUAUAUCUGUUUCACUCACACAGUUUUACACUGUGGCGGUUGAGCCUGGACAAGAAAUCACACUGCAGUGCUCCAACUUCAGCAGUUUUGCAACCCACAUAUUCUGGUUCAGACUGGCCGACAGACUCAAUGCCAGUCGCAUCUCUUUUAUGUUGACUGCUAAUAGUCGUGUUACAUUCUGUGAUGGAUUUCAAGAUACUAAAUUUAACAUGACAUCCAACACCUCUGUGCUAUUUCUCAAAAUUAAACAAGUGGAUCCAUCUGACUCUGGGUUAUAUUUCUGUGGAGAGUUGCACAUGGGAAGGCCAAGUGUUUUCACUGCAACAUAUUUGAAGGUUCAAGAAGAUGGGUUAACCAAUCUAUCAACUCUGAUCCUCGGCAGUUUAACUGUUUUUCUUCUACUGGUCAUCAUUGGUCUGGUUGUUAGCAUCAGGAAACUUCAUACAGCUCAUGACGAGAUGCAGAAUUUGCAACACAGUGAGAAUGCAGAGUCUGAUGCCAUGAACUAUGCAGCACUGAGUUUCCAUACCAGAACAAACAUGAGAAGGCCUCCACCACAGAGGGAGCUGGAGCCAAAUGUUUUGUACGCUGCUACGAGAUAG
Molecule: messenger RNA, 648 nt
Organism: Neolamprologus brichardi
Lineage: Eukaryota; Metazoa; Chordata; Actinopteri; Cichliformes; Cichlidae
Source: RefSeq, a predicted model, not a curated record